Archocentrus centrarchus (flier cichlid) is the source of this 1073-nucleotide messenger RNA. RefSeq names its product zinc finger protein 706 (gene znf706). Bases 141 to 371 code for a protein of 76 amino acids. The record is from RefSeq and is a predicted model, not a curated record. The transcript has 3 exons. NCBI's taxonomy places the organism in Eukaryota, Metazoa, Chordata, Actinopteri, Cichliformes, Cichlidae.
GUAGUAAAUUUUAUAAUUACCAACCCUUGCCCGGUCACUGAAUGCACCAUGACGUUCACCUGUCAGCGUGAACUGAGCAGCUGUUCCAUUUGAGUGUGCGGGCACCUCGCAAACGACACGUACUCCAAAUUUUAAAAAGCAUGGCGCGCGGGCAUCAGAAGAUUCAAUCCCAGCAGAAAAACGCCAAGAAACAGGCAGAAAUGAAGAAGGCCAAGGGUCACGAUCAAAAGACGGCAGCCAAGGCAGCACUCGUGUUCACCUGCUCUGUGUGCAAAUCUCAGAUGCCUGACCCAAAAACCUUCAAGCAGCAUUUUGAGAGCAAACACCCAAAAUCCCCUCUGCCCCCCGAGUUAGAGGGAGUGGAGGCGUAGGUGGAUGUGAAACUCUCGAACCCUGUACCAACAGCAGUCUGACAGCAAUGGAUGAUUUCAUGCAACCAACAUGAAGCACUUAUCUAUUAAUUCUUUUACAGGCUGGGUCACCUUUGAACCAAGCGCUGCCUCCCAUCCAAUCUGGUGCGGGUCAGGCUUGAAUACAUGUCACAGUAGACCUGUACAAUGUAUGAACAAUGAAAAGUAAUAAAAGGGGAUCGUUUGUUGUUCAGUUAUCCUGAACACACUGAUGUGUAAGAAUAUUUCUGCCCGCUCUUGUGCCUCUUUAUGCUUAGCUUUGGUGGACUGAUCGAUCCUUUACCGACCAGAGGUAAACGCACAGUGUCCUGGAGGUUGAGGACAUUACAGCAAUGACAAAAAUGAACUCAUCUUCUUAAUUAGUACUGAAUCGAAAGGAGACUGUGAACUGUCUGCCCAGUUAUACUGCAUAUUCUCAUUUUAGCUCAUCAUGAUGUCAUGUUGUGUUUAUAAAAAAAAAAAAAGUGAAACUUUGAUAGCCAUUUCCGAGCUGCUGAAUGAAUUGUAAGCCAAUGAAUGUAUCUUCCAGUGAUGCAUUGUUAAGUCAUUUUAUUAAAAGGUUCACUUUUAUAUUUUAUUUUAUUGCCGAGUAAUUUAUUAUUUUCCUUUCAAAGUGACAGCACUUUUCUGUUGCUCUACCCACUCAAGCAGAGCUCUUUUCAC